UCAAAAUGGCAGCGCCCGUGGAUCACGAAACGUGUGAUGAGGACAACUUUCCCAUUGAAAUACAGGAUCGUCUGAACGAUUUCGACGAAGCUCUCACCAGGAUAGAGACAUGUAUAAACCCUCUUCUCAGUACACCUUUCAGUGAAGUGCAGGAGAACCUCAGUCCGCUGGAUAAAGCUAAAAUAGACUUGAUUUCUGCUUACACUAUUAACUCCUUGUUUUGGAUGUACUUGAAUGUGAAGGGGAUAAAUCCCAAGGAGCAUCGGGUGAAGCAAGAGCUGGGAGGUAUCCGACAGUAUAUGAGCCGAGCAAAGCAAAUACAAGAUAAAGCCUUAGCGCCCAAGAUAGAUCUUCCUGUGACGAACCGAUUCAUCAAGAACGCCCUCUGGGCACAAGCAAAAAAAGAUGCGGAGAUGAGGAAAGAAGCGGAGGAAUUGGCUGCAAACAGCACACAGGCUGCCAAGAAAGCUCUUUGGAAAGCUGCACUUAGUCAAUCAAGACAAGAAUCAGCAGGCACGUCAACAUCGGGAACAGAUUCAUCUCCUGCCGCCAAGAAGAUGAAAAAGGAUAUAGAUGGGAAAUCUGGUGGAAAACAUGGGAAAAAGAACAGGAAACGAUAAACAGGACCGUUCACAAUCAGAUAUUCAGCACUUAGUAAGGAGGACAUGAAGGCAUUUUACAUGUAUAUACAGCAAGUAUACGACAGCAAUCUGCAAUAAGUUGGCCGACUGUUGAGUGUUUGUACAAAACUGCCCCCUGUCUGGCCUUCCCCUAUAUUGAGAACUCGAACCUUCCUCAACCUUCCCUCAAUGCCAGCCCAGCAUUACUCCUUUCAUGCUUUAUUCAAGGAAAAGAGAAACAACACAGUUUAGUAAAAUAUUUCAU
Messenger RNA from Lineus longissimus, 885 nucleotides. RefSeq names its product nuclear nucleic acid-binding protein C1D-like. The record is from RefSeq and is a predicted model, not a curated record. Lineage: Eukaryota; Metazoa; Nemertea; Pilidiophora; Heteronemertea; Lineidae. Gene Ontology annotation, cellular component: exosome (RNase complex); nucleolus. Gene Ontology annotation, molecular function: RNA binding; DNA binding. The coding region runs from base 6 to 620 and encodes 204 amino acids. The transcript has a single exon. Gene Ontology annotation, biological process: maturation of 5.8S rRNA; regulation of gene expression.